This is a messenger RNA of Closterium sp. Naga37s-1, 12216 nucleotides long. Lineage: Eukaryota; Viridiplantae; Streptophyta; Zygnematophyceae; Desmidiales; Closteriaceae. The record is from the annotation of a GenBank genome assembly.
CCUCUUCCCUCCCUGCCCCUCCCCUCCUCCCCCCCUGCCCUUUGCGUUCCCCUCGUUAUCUCCCUUCUCCACAUCCCUGCUGCCCUCUUGCCACCAUCAGCCCAUCCGCACCACCAGCCCCCCUCCCACCCUUCUCUCCCCCCCUCCCUUUUCCCUCUCUCUCUCUCUCUCUCUCUCUUCUCACACACACACGCACACUCCCCUCCCCCACCCCCCACCCACGUCCUCCCAUUCCGCCCCUCCCUGCCCCUUUCCCCACCGCCCUCGCACGCCCCUCACCUCCCACCUCCGUGCAACUGGUUUCCCCCCUAUGGUGCCUCCCUUGCAAUCGCUCGCCCCUCUGCUCACCCUCUGCCCGCCCCCUUUUCCGUGCCCUCAGCUGGCCCAGCCCCUGCCCGUUGCUGCCCCUCCCCUUGCCCCCUCAACUCCCCUGCCCCCCGUACACCCCAAGUCCAUCCAACCGCCCCCACCCUCCCCCGGCUGCCCGUUUCCGCUCUCCACCCCCGCGACCGUGUGCGCUUCCAACCGCCCAACGGUGGUGCGCACGGGGCGUUUCUUCGCACGGGCAAGCCUCCCCGGGGGGGCCCCCCCCCGCUGAGUCGUUUCACACCCCCUGCCUCCUCAUGCCAUCCGCUCCCCCCCGCCCCCACCCUCCGCGUGCCCGCUCCCUUGCCGCCUCUUUUGACCCUCCCUGCCCCCCUCGCCGUUUCCCACCGCCCGCCAUUCGCUCCUCCCCGCCCGUGCGCUCCCCUCGUUUACCUUCUCCUCCCCCCUCCCCUCCUCUGCUGCACGCCUCUUCCUUCCCCUCGCCGACCCACUCCACUCCCUGCCCCUCCUCAAUCCGCACCCUGCCCCUCGUAUCUCGCCCCCCUAUGCUUGGUUUCUCCCCUCCCUGCCCCUCGCCGCCUUUCUCCGCUCCCCACCUCCCCCCUCUCCCUGCUCCCCCACUCUCCCCCCCUUGCCCUUGGCUUCCUACCUCCCUGCCCCACCUUUCCCCCCUCCGUGUGCUCAGCUUCUCCCCUCCCUGCCCCUCCCUCCUCCCCGCCCUGCCCCUCAUUUUCCGCCCCCCCACGCCCGGUUUCUCCCCUCCCCGCGCCUCCCUUUCUUUCUCCGUGCCUCUCCUUUGCUCCCUCCCUGCCCCCGCCUGCCCAUGCCCCUGUCUUUGGCUUCUCCCCUCCCUGCCCCACGUUUCUUCCCUCCCUGCCCCCCCUCUGCCCCUCCCUUGUUUUCCCCUCACCCAUUGCUUCUCCCCUCCCUGCCCUUGAUUUCCCGCACCCCUGCCCUUGUUUCCUACCAUCCAUGCCCCUCGUUUCCCCCCUUUGUACGUUCAGCCUCUUCCCUCCCUGCCCCUCCCCUCCUCCCCCCCUGCCCUUUGCGUUCCCCUCGUUACGCUCCCUUCUCCCCAUCCCUGCUGCCCUCUUGCCACCAUCAGCCCAUCCGCACCACCAGCCCCCCUCCCACCCUUCUCUCCCCCCCUCCCUUUCCCUCUCUCUCUCUCUCUCUCUCUCUCUCUCUCUCUUUCUCACACACACACGCACACUCCCCUCCCCCACCCCCCACCCACAUCCUCCCAUUCUGCCCCUCCCUGCCCCUUUCCCACGCCCUCGCACGCCCCUCACCUCCCACCUCCGUGCAACUGGUUUCCCCCCUAUGGUGCCUCCCUUGCAUCGCUCGCCCCUCUGCUCACCCUCUGCCCGCCCCUUUUCCGUGCCCUCAGCUGGCCCAGCCCCUGCCCGUUGCUGCCCCUCCCGUUGCCCGCUCAACUCCCCUGCUCCCCGUACACCCCAGUCCCAUCCAACCGCCCCCACCCUCCCCCGGCUGCCCGUUUCCGCUCUCCACCCCCGCGACCGUGUGCGGCUUCCAACCGCCCAACGGUGUCACACCCCCUGCCCCCUCAUGCCAUCCGCUCCCCCCGCCCCCACCCUCCGCGUGCCCGCUCCCUUGCCGCCUCUUUUGACCCUCCCUGCCCCCCUCGCCGUUUCCCACCACCCGCCAUUCGCUCCUCCCCGCCCGUGCGCUCCCCUCGUUUACCUUCUCCUCCCCCCUCCCCUCCUCUGCUGCACGCCUCUUCCUUCCCCUCGCCGACCCACUCCACUCCCUGCCCCUCCUCAAUCCGCACCCUGCCCCUCGUAUCUCGCCCCCCUAUGCUUGGUUUCUCCCCUCCCUGCCCCUCGCCGCCUUUCUCCGCUCCCCACCUCCCCUCUCUCCCUGCCCCUCCACUCUCCCCCCCUUGCCCUUGGCUUCCUACCUCCCUGCCCCACCUUUUCCCCCUCCGUGUGCUCAGCUUCUCCCCUCCCUGCCCCUCCCUCCUCCCUGCCCUGCCCCUCAUUUUCCGCCCCCCCACGCCCGGUUUCUCCCCUCCCCGCGCCUCCCUUUCUUUCUCCGUGCCUCUCCUUUGCUCCCUCCCUGCCCCCGCCUGCCUAUGCCCCUGUCUUUGGCUUCUCCCCUCCCUGCCCCACGUUUCUUCCCUCCCUGCCCCCCCUCUUCCCCUCCCUUGUUUUCCCCUCACCCAUUGCUUCUCCCCUCCCUGCCCUUGAUUUCCCGCACCCCUGCCCUUGUUUCCUACCAUCCAUGCCCCUCGUUUCCCCCCUUUGUACGUUCAGCCUCUUCCCUCCCUGCCCCUCCCCUCCUCCCCCCCUGCCCUUUGCGUUCCCCUCGUUAUGCUCCCUUCUCCCCAUCCCUGCUGCCCUCUUGCCACCAUCAGCCCAUCCGCACCACCAGCCCCCCUCCCACCCUUCUCUCCCCCCCUCCCUUUCCCUCUCUCUCUCUCUCUCUCUCUCUCUUUCUCACACACACACGCACACUCCCCUCCCCCACCCCCCCACCCACGUCCUCCCAUUCCGCCCCUCCCUGCCCCUUUCCCACCCCCUCGCACGCCCCUCAACUCCCACCUCCGUGCAACUGGUUUCCCCCCUAUGGUGCCUCCCUUGCAUCGCUCGCCCCUCUGCUCACCCUCUGCCCGCCCCUUUUCCGUGCCCUCAGCUGGCCCAGCCCCUGCCCGUUGCUGCCCCUCCCCUUGCCCCCUCAACUCCCCUGCCCCCCGUACACCCCAGUCCCAUCCAACCGCCCCCACCCUCCCCCGGCUGCCCGUUUCCGCUCUCCACCCCCGCGACCGUGUGCGGCUUCCAACCGCCCAACGGUGGUGCGCACGGGGCGUUUCUUUGCACGGGCAAGCCUCCCCGGGGGGCCCCCACCCCGCUGAGUCGUUUCACACCCCCUGCCUCCUCAUGCCAUCCGCUCCCCCCCGCCCCCACCCUCCGCGUGCCCGCUCCCUUGCCGCCUCUUUUGACCCUCCCUGCCCCCCUCGCCGUUUCCCACCGCCCGCCAUUCGCUCCUCCCCGCCCGUGCGCUCCCCUCGUUUACCUUCUCCUCCCCCCUCCCCUCCUCUGCUGCACGCCUCUUCCUUCCCCUCGCCGACCCACUCCACUCCCUGCCCCUCCUCAAUCCGCACCCUGCCCCUCGUAUCUCGCCCCCCUAUGCUUGGUUUCUCCCCUCCCUGCCCCUCGCCGCCUUUCUCCGCUCCCCACCUCCCCCCUCUCCCUGCUCCCCCACUCUCCCCCCCUUGCCCUUGGCUUCCUACCUCCCUGCCCCACCUUUCCCCCCUCCGUGUGCUCAGCUUCUCCCCUCCCUGCCCCUCCCUCCUCCCCGCCCUGCCCCUCAUUUUCCGCCCCCCCACGCCCGGUUUCUCCCCUCCCCGCGCCUCCCUUUCUUUCUCCGUGCCUCUCCUUUGCUCCCUCCCUGCCCCCGCCUGCCCAUGCCCCUGUCUUUGGCUUCUCCCCUCCCUGCCCCACGUUUCUUCCCUCCCUGCCCCCCCUCUGCCCCUCCCUUGUUUUCCCCUCACCCAUUGCUUCUCCCCUCCCUGCCCUUGAUUUCCCGCACCCCUGCCCUUGUUUCCUACCAUCCAUGCCCCUCGUUUCCCCCCUUUGUACGUUCAGCCUCUUCCCUCCCUGCCCCUCCCCUCCUCCCCCCCUGCCCUUUGCGUUCCCCUCGUUAUGCUCCCUUCUCCCCAUCCCUGCUGCCCUCUUGCCACCAUCAGCCCAUCCGCACCACCAGCCCCCCUCCCACCCUUCUCUCCCCCCCUCCCUUUCCCUCUCUCUCUCUCUCUCUCUCUUUCUCACACACACACGCACACUCCCCUCCCCCACCCCCCACCCACGUCCUCCCAUUCCGCCCCUCCCUGCCCCUUUCCCACCCCCUCGCACGCCCCUCACCUCCCACCUCCGUGCAACUGGUUUCCCCCCUAUGGUGCCUCCCUUGCAUCGCUCGCCCCUCUGCUCACCCUCUGCCCGCCCCUUUUCCGUGCCCUCAGCUGGCCCAGCCCCUGCCCGUUGCUGCCCCUCCCCUUGCCCCCUCAACUCCCCUGCCCCCCGUACACCCCAGUCCCAUCCAACCGCCCCCACCCUCCCCCGGCUGCCCGUUUCCGCUCUCCACCCCCGCGACCUCACACCCCCUGCCUCCUCAUGCCAUCCGCUCCCCCCCGCCCCCACCCUCCGCGUGCCCGCUCCCUUGCCGCCUCUUUUGACCCUCCCUGCCCCCCUCGCCGUUUCCCACCGCCCGCCAUUCGCUCCUCCCCGCCCGUGCGCUCCCCUCGUUUACCUUCUCCUCCCCCCUCCCCUCCUCUGCUGCACGCCUCUUCCUUCCCCUCGCCGACCCACUCCACUCCCUGCCCCUCCUCAAUCCGCACCCUGCCCCUCGUAUCUCGCCCCCCUAUGCUUGGUUUCUCCCCUCCCUGCCCCUCGCCGCCUUUCUCCGCUCCCCACCUCCCCCCUCUCCCUGCUCCCCCACUCUCCCCCCCUUGCCCUUGGCUUCCUACCUCCCUGCCCCACCUUUCCCCCCUCCGUGUGCUCAGCUUCUCCCCUCCCUGCCCCUCCCUCCUCCCCGCCCUGCCCCUCAUUUUCCGCCCCCCCACGCCCGGUUUCUCCCCUCCCCGCGCCUCCCUUUCUUUCUCCGUGCCUCUCCUUUGCUCCCUCCCUGCCCCCGCCUGCCCAUGCCCCUGUCUUUGGCUUCUCCCCUCCCUGCCCCACGUUUCUUCCCUCCCUGCCCCCCCUCUGCCCCUCCCUUGUUUUCCCCUCACCCAUUGCUUCUCCCCUCCCUGCCCUUGAUUUCCCGCACCCCUGCCCUUGUUUCCUACCAUCCAUGCCCCUCGUUUCCCCCCUUUGUACGUUCAGCCUCUUCCCUCCCUGCCCCUCCCCUCCUCCCCCCCUGCCCUUUGCGUUCCCCUCGUUACGCUCCCUUCUCCCCAUCCCUGCUGCCCUCUUGCCACCAUCAGCCCAUCCGCACCACCAGCCCCCCUCCCACCCUUCUCUCCCCCCCUCCCUUUCCCUCUCUCUCUCUCUCUCUCUCUCUCUCUCUCUCUCUUUCUCACACACACACGCACACUCCCCUCCCCCACCCCCCACCCACAUCCUCCCAUUCUGCCCCUCCCUGCCCCUUUCCCACGCCCUCGCACGCCCCUCACCUCCCACCUCCGUGCAACUGGUUUCCCCCCUAUGGUGCCUCCCUUGCAUCGCUCGCCCCUCUGCUCACCCUCUGCCCGCCCCUUUUCCGUGCCCUCAGCUGGCCCAGCCCCUGCCCGUUGCUGCCCCUCCCGUUGCCCGCUCAACUCCCCUGCUCCCCGUACACCCCAGUCCCAUCCAACCGCCCCCACCCUCCCCCGGCUGCCCGUUUCCGCUCUCCACCCCCGCGACCGUGUGCGGCUUCCAACCGCCCAACGGUGGUGCGCACGGGGCGUUUCUUCGCACGGGCAAGCCUCCCCGGGGGGCCCCCACCCCGCUGAGUCGUUGUUCGGGUCACACCCCCUGCCCCCUCAUGCCAUCCGCUCCCCCCGCCCCCACCCUCCGCGUGCCCGCUCCCUUGCCGCCUCUUUUGACCCUCCCUGCCCCCCUCGCCGUUUCCCACCACCCGCCAUUCGCUCCUCCCCGCCCGUGCGCUCCCCUCGUUUACCUUCUCCUCCCCCCUCCCCUCCUCUGCUGCACGCCUCUUCCUUCCCCUCGCCGACCCACUCCACUCCCUGCCCCUCCUCAAUCCGCACCCUGCCCCUCGUAUCUCGCCCCCCUAUGCUUGGUUUCUCCCCUCCCUGCCCCUCGCCGCCUUUCUCCGCUCCCCACCUCCCCUCUCUCCCUGCCCCUCCACUCUCCCCCCCUUGCCCUUGGCUUCCUACCUCCCUGCCCCACCUUUUCCCCCUCCGUGUGCUCAGCUUCUCCCCUCCCUGCCCCUCCCUCCUCCCUGCCCUGCCCCUCAUUUUCCGCCCCCCCACGCCCGGUUUCUCCCCUCCCCGCGCCUCCCUUUCUUUCUCCGUGCCUCUCCUUUGCUCCCUCCCUGCCCCCGCCUGCCUAUGCCCCUGUCUUUGGCUUCUCCCCUCCCUGCCCCACGUUUCUUCCCUCCCUGCCCCCCCUCUUCCCCUCCCUUGUUUUCCCCUCACCCAUUGCUUCUCCCCUCCCUGCCCUUGAUUUCCCGCACCCCUGCCCUUGUUUCCUACCAUCCAUGCCCCUCGUUUCCCCCCUUUGUACGUUCAGCCUCUUCCCUCCCUGCCCCUCCCCUCCUCCCCCCCUGCCCUUUGCGUUCCCCUCGUUACGCUCCCUUCUCCCCAUCCCUGCUGCCCUCUUGCCACCAUCAGCCCAUCCGCACCACCAGCCCCCCUCCCACCCUUCUCUCCCCCCCUCCCUUUCCCUCUCUCUCUCUCUCUCUCUCUCUCUCUCUCUCUUUCUCACACACACACGCACACUCCCCUCCCCCACCCCCCACCCACGUCCUCCCAUUCCGCCCCUCCCUGCCCCUUUCCCACCCCCUCGCACGCCCCUCACCUCCCACCUCCGUGCAACUGGUUUCCCCCCUAUGGUGCCUCCCUUGCAUCGCUCGCCCCUCUGCUCACCCUCUGCCCGCCCCUUUUCCGUGCCCUCAGCUGGCCCAGCCCCUGCCCGUUGCUGCCCCUCCCCUUGCCCCCUCAACUCCCCUGCCCCCCGUACACCCCAGUCCCAUCCAACCGCCCCCACCCUCCCCCGGCUGCCCGUUUCCGCUCUCCACCCCCGCGACCUCACACCCCCUGCCUCCUCAUGCCAUCCGCUCCCCCCCGCCCCCACCCUCCGCGUGCCCGCUCCCUUGCCGCCUCUUUUGACCCUCCCUGCCCCCCUCGCCGUUUCCCACCGCCCGCCAUUCGCUCCUCCCCGCCCGUGCGCUCCCCUCGUUUACCUUCUCCUCCCCCCUCCCCUCCUCUGCUGCACGCCUCUUCCUUCCCCUCGCCGACCCACUCCACUCCCUGCCCCUCCUCAAUCCGCACCCUGCCCCUCGUAUCUCGCCCCCCUAUGCUUGGUUUCUCCCCUCCCUGCCCCUCGCCGCCUUUCUCCGCUCCCCACCUCCCCCCUCUCCCUGCUCCCCCACUCUCCCCCCCUUGCCCUUGGCUUCCUACCUCCCUGCCCCACCUUUCCCCCCUCCGUGUGCUCAGCUUCUCCCCUCCCUGCCCCUCCCUCCUCCCCGCCCUGCCCCUCAUUUUCCGCCCCCCCACGCCCGGUUUCUCCCCUCCCCGCGCCUCCCUUUCUUUCUCCGUGCCUCUCCUUUGCUCCCUCCCUGCCCCCGCCUGCCCAUGCCCCUGUCUUUGGCUUCUCCCCUCCCUGCCCCACGUUUCUUCCCUCCCUGCCCCCCCUCUGCCCCUCCCUUGUUUUCCCCUCACCCAUUGCUUCUCCCCUCCCUGCCCUUGAUUUCCCGCACCCCUGCCCUUGUUUCCUACCAUCCAUGCCCCUCGUUUCCCCCCUUUGUACGUUCAGCCUCUUCCCUCCCUGCCCCUCCCCUCCUCCCCCCCUGCCCUUUGCGUUCCCCUCGUUACGCUCCCUUCUCCCCAUCCCUGCUGCCCUCUUGCCACCAUCAGCCCAUCCGCACCACCAGCCCCCCUCCCACCCUUCUCUCCCCCCCUCCCUUUCCCUCUCUCUCUCUCUCUCUCUCUCUCUCUCUUUCUCACACACACACGCACACUCCCCUCCCCCACCCCCCACCCACGUCCUCCCAUUCCGCCCCUCCCUGCCCCUUUCCCACCCCCUCGCACGCCCCUCACCUCCCACCUCCGUGCAACUGGUUUCCCCCCUAUGGUGCCUCCCUUGCAUCGCUCGCCCCUCUGCUCACCCUCUGCCCGCCCCUUUUCCGUGCCCUCAGCUGGCCCAGCCCCUGCCCGUUGCUGCCCCUCCCCUUGCCCCCUCAACUCCCCUGCCCCCCGUACACCCCAGUCCCAUCCAACCGCCCCCACCCUCCCCCGGCUGCCCGUUUCCGCUCUCCACCCCCGCGACCGUGUGCGGCUUCCAACCGCCCAACGGUGGUGCGCACGGGGCGUUUCUUCGCACGGGCAAGCCUCCCCGGGGGGCCCCCACCCCGCUGAGUCGUUUCACACCCCCUGCCUCCUCAUGCCAUCCGCUCCCCCCCGCCCCCACCCUCCGCGUGCCCGCUCCCUUGCCGCCUCUUUUGACCCUCCCUGCCCCCCUCGCCGUUUCCCACCGCCCGCCAUUCGCUCCUCCCCGCCCGUGCGCUCCCCUCGUUUACCUUCUCCUCCCCCCUCCCCUCCUCUGCUGCACGCCUCUUCCUUCCCCUCGCCGACCCACUCCACUCCCUGCCCCUCCUCAAUCCGCACCCUGCCCCUCGUAUCUCGCCCCCCUAUGCUUGGUUUCUCCCCUCCCUGCCCCUCGCCGCCUUUCUCCGCUCCCCACCUCCCCCCUCUCCCUGCUCCCCCACUCUCCCCCCCUUGCCCUUGGCUUCCUACCUCCCUGCCCCACCUUUCCCCCCUCCGUGUGCUCAGCUUCUCCCCUCCCUGCCCCUCCCUCCUCCCCGCCCUGCCCCUCAUUUUCCGCCCCCCCACGCCCGGUUUCUCCCCUCCCCGCGCCUCCCUUUCUUUCUCCGUGCCUCUCCUUUGCUCCCUCCCUGCCCCCGCCUGCCCAUGCCCCUGUCUUUGGCUUCUCCCCUCCCUGCCCCACGUUUCUUCCCUCCCUGCCCCCCCUCUGCCCCUCCCUUGUUUUCCCCUCACCCAUUGCUUCUCCCCUCCCUGCCCUUGAUUUCCCGCACCCCUGCCCUUGUUUCCUACCAUCCAUGCCCCUCGUUUCCCCCCUUUGUACGUUCAGCCUCUUCCCUCCCUGCCCCUCCCCUCCUCCCCCCCUGCCCUUUGCGUUCCCCUCGUUACGCUCCCUUCUCCCCAUCCCUGCUGCCCUCUUGCCACCAUCAGCCCAUCCGCACCACCAGCCCCCCUCCCACCCUUCUCUCCCCCCCUCCCUUUCCCUCUCUCUCUCUCUCUCUCUCUCUCUCUCUCUCUUUCUCACACACACACGCACACUCCCCUCCCCCACCCCCCACCCACGUCCUCCCAUUCCGCCCCUCCCUGCCCCUUUCCCACCCCCUCGCACGCCCCUCACCUCCCACCUCCGUGCAACUGGUUUCCCCCCUAUGGUGCCUCCCUUGCAUCGCUCGCCCCUCUGCUCACCCUCUGCCCGCCCCUUUUCCGUGCCCUCAGCUGGCCCAGCCCCUGCCCGUUGCUGCCCCUCCCCUUGCCCCCUCAACUCCCCUGCCCCCCGUACACCCCAGUCCCAUCCAACCGCCCCCACCCUCCCCCGGCUGCCCGUUUCCGCUCUCCACCCCCGCGACCGUGUGCGGCUUCCAACCGCCCAACGGUGUCACACCCCCUGCCUCCUCAUGCCAUCCGCUCCCCCCCGCCCCCACCCUCCGCGUGCCCGCUCCCUUGCCGCCUCUUUUGACCCUCCCUGCCCCCCUCGCCGUUUCCCACCGCCCGCCAUUCGCUCCUCCCCGCCCGUGCGCUCCCCUCGUUUACCUUCUCCUCCCCCCUCCCCUCCUCUGCUGCACGCCUCUUCCUUCCCCUCGCCGACCCACUCCACUCCCUGCCCCUCCUCAAUCCGCACCCUGCCCCUCGUAUCUCGCCCCCCUAUGCUUGGUUUCUCCCCUCCCUGCCCCUCGCCGCCUUUCUCCGCUCCCCACCUCCCCCCUCUCCCUGCUCCCCCACUCUCCCCCCCUUGCCCUUGGCUUCCUACCUCCCUGCCCCACCUUUCCCCCUCCGUGUGCUCAGCUUCUCCCCUCCCUGCCCCUCCCUCCUCCCCGCCCUGCCCCUCAUUUUCCGCCCCCCCACGCCCGGUUUCUCCCCUCCCCGCGCCUCCCUUUCUUUCUCCGUGCCUCUCCUUUGCUCCCUCCCUGCCCCCGCCUGCCCAUGCCCCUGUCUUUGGCUUCUCCCCUCCCUGCCCCACGUUUCUUCCCUCCCUGCCCCCCCUCUGCCCCUCCCUUGUUUUCCCCUCACCCAUUGCUUCUCCCCUCCCUGCCCUUGAUUUCCCGCACCCCUGCCCUUGUUUCCUACCAUCCAUGCCCCUCGUUUCCCCCCUUUGUACGUUCAGCCUCUUCCCUCCCUGCCCCUCCCCUCCUCCCCCCCUGCCCUUUGCGUUCCCCUCGUUACGCUCCCUUCUCCCCAUCCCUGCUGCCCUCUUGCCACCAUCAGCCCAUCCGCACCACCAGCCCCCCUCCCACCCUUCUCUCCCCCCCUCCCUUUCCCUCUCUCUCUCUCUCUCUCUCUCUCUCUCUCUUUCUCACACACACACGCACACUCCCCUCCCCCACCCCCCACCCACGUCCUCCCAUUCCGCCCCUCCCUGCCCCUUUCCCACCCCCUCGCACGCCCCUCACCUCCCACCUCCGUGCAACUGGUUUCCCCCCUAUGGUGCCUCCCUUGCAUCGCUCGCCCCUCUGCUCACCCUCUGCCCGCCCCUUUUCCGUGCCCUCAGCUGGCCCAGCCCCUGCCCGUUGCUGCCCCUCCCCUUGCCCCCUCAACUCCCCUGCCCCCCGUACACCCCAGUCCCAUCCAACCGCCCCCACCCUCCCCCGGCUGCCCGUUUCCGCUCUCCACCCCCGCGACCGUUCACACCCCCUGCCUCCUCAUGCCAUCCGCUCCCCCCCGCCCCCACCCUCCGCGUGCCCGCUCCCUUGCCGCCUCUUUUGACCCUCCCUGCCCCCCUCGCCGUUUCCCACCGCCCGCCAUUCGCUCCUCCCCGCCCGUGCGCUCCCCUCGUUUACCUUCUCCUCCCCCCUCCCCUCCUCUGCUGCACGCCUCUUCCUUCCCCUCGCCGACCCACUCCACUCCCUGCCCCUCCUCAAUCCGCACCCUGCCCCUCGUAUCUCGCCCCCCUAUGCUUGGUUUCUCCCCUCCCUGCCCCUCGCCGCCUUUCUCCGCUCCCCACCUCCCCCCUCUCCCUGCUCCCCCACUCUCCCCCCCUUGCCCUUGGCUUCCUACCUCCCUGCCCCACCUUUCCCCCCUCCGUGUGCUCAGCUUCUCCCCUCCCUGCCCCUCCCUCCUCCCCGCCCUGCCCCUCAUUUUCCGCCCCCCCACGCCCGGUUUCUCCCCUCCCCGCGCCUCCCUUUCUUUCUCCGUGCCUCUCCUUUGCUCCCUCCCUGCCCCCGCCUGCCCAUGCCCCUGUCUUUGGCUUCUCCCCUCCCUGCCCCACGUUUCUUCCCUCCCUGCCCCCCCUCUGCCCCUCCCUUGUUUUCCCCUCACCCAUUGCUUCUCCCCUCCCUGCCCUUGAUUUCCCGCACCCCUGCCCUUGUUUCCUACCAUCCAUGCCCCUCGUUUCCCCCCUUUGUACGUUCAGCCUCUUCCCUCCCUGCCCCUCCCCUCCUCCCCCCCUGCCCUUUGCGUUCCCCUCGUUACGCUCCCUUCUCCCCAUCCCUGCUGCCCUCUUGCCACCAUCAGCCCAUCCGCACCACCAGCCCCCCUCCCACCCUUCUCUCCCCCCCUCCCUUUCCCUCUCUCUCUCUCUCUCUCUCUCUCUCUCUCUUUCUCACACACACACGCACACUCCCCUCCCCCACCCCCCACCCACAUCCUCCCAUUCUGCCCCUCCCUGCCCCUUUCCCACGCCCUCGCACGCCCCUCACCUCCCACCUCCGUGCAACUGGUUUCCCCCCUAUGGUGCCUCCCUUGCAUCGCUCGCCCCUCUGCUCACCCUCUGCCCGCCCCUUUUCCGUGCCCUCAGCUGGCCCAGCCCCUGCCCGUUGCUGCCCCUCCCGUUGCCCGCUCAACUCCCCUGCUCCCCGUACACCCCAGUCCCAUCCAACCGCCCCCACCCUCCCCCGGCUGCCCGUUUCCGCUCUCCACCCCCGCGACCGUGUGCGGCUUCCAACCGCCCAACGGUGGUGCGCACGGGGCGUUUCUUCGCACGGGCAAGCCUCCCCGGGGGGCCCCCACCCCGCUGA